This is a messenger RNA of Neopelma chrysocephalum (saffron-crested tyrant-manakin), 1109 nucleotides long. It is a transcript of the gene TWIST2, whose product is annotated as twist family bHLH transcription factor 2. Gene Ontology annotation, molecular function: DNA-binding transcription factor activity, RNA polymerase II-specific; RNA polymerase II transcription regulatory region sequence-specific DNA binding; protein dimerization activity. The coding region runs from base 166 to 648 and encodes 160 amino acids. Gene Ontology annotation, biological process: developmental process; regulation of transcription by RNA polymerase II. The transcript is spliced from 2 exons. The record is from RefSeq and is a predicted model, not a curated record. NCBI's taxonomy places the organism in Eukaryota, Metazoa, Chordata, Aves, Passeriformes, Pipridae.
AAAAAAAAAAAAAAAAAGGGGAAAAAAAAAAGAGAGAGAAAAAGAGUCCUCCUGUUUUUCCAAAGGAUCUGUCUCAGGAAUUUAAAGCACAUUUAAGACACACACACACUCACAUAACAUAAGGAGGGGGGGAAAAGCUCUUCCCCUCCCCUUCUUGCAGAAAGCAUGGAAGAAAGCUCCAGUUCUCCUGUUUCCCCUGUGGAUAGCUUGGGGACCAGUGAAGAGGAGCUGGAAAGGCAGCCAAAGAGAUUUGGCAGGAAGAGAAGAUACAGUAAGAAGUCCAGCGAAGAUGGCAGCCCCAACCCAGGCAAGAGGGGGAAGAAGUCCAGUCCCAGCUCCCAAUCCUACGAAGAACUGCAGAGCCAGAGGAUCCUGGCCAACGUCAGAGAGAGGCAGAGGACUCAGUCGCUCAACGAAGCGUUUGCCGCCUUGAGGAAAAUCAUCCCCACGCUGCCCUCGGACAAACUGAGUAAAAUCCAGACCCUCAAGCUGGCAGCAAGGUACAUAGACUUCCUCUACCAGGUGCUACAGAGCGACGAGAUGGACAGUAAGAUGACGAGCUGCAGUUACGUGGCUCACGAGAGGCUCAGUUAUGCCUUCUCCGUGUGGAGGAUGGAGGGAGCGUGGUCCAUGUCGGCCUCCCACUAGCCACCGGCUGCCCCCGGGACUGUCCAGCAUCUGCAACUGAAGUGGAAUUGGGAUUUAUCCAAGUUUGUAGCUUCUGAAACCUUAAAAACCUCAAGUCAACUGGUCCAAAAGACCCCUCUUGACCUCCCUGGCUCUGAACUCUCGGUGGAGCACUUGGACUGAGCAGAAAACAGCACCCAACGGGCUGAAAGUUUGCAACAUCUCCCCCCAAAGCCGCUGAGCAGCGAGAAGAGGAGAAGCGACAUUCCUGGCUGCCCGUGUCCGUCGGAUUUCGUGUCUGUCUGUCUGUCCCCAGCUUUGGGGUUUUAGCGCCAAUUUUUAUUUUUUUUUCCUGAAAAAAACCAAGAGAAAUCUUAAUUCAGGAACGCAUCGAUGAGACAUCUUUGGGUUUGGUUUUACUCCCCCUGAACUGUAGCGGGUUUGGGUUUGUUUGGUUUUUUUUUUCCUUUUUUGAGUUAUUU